AUGCCGCAACAACAUUCGAUGCAGCCACGUCACAUGCAAAGUAUUGGAAGUCAGGUACUCGCACAACCGUUCCAGCACCAGAAAGAGCGCCACUCGCAACAUCUACAAACAUUAUCAGAUACUCUGACUUCUGGAAACGUAAGCAAUUCUAGCAAUGCGGAAUCGCCUACUUUUCCGGGAGUCAGAGAGAGCUGUCAACAGAACGGUGCGGGAAGUUACGAUGACAAUGUCCCUGAGGUGCUGCGCAACCUGCCGGAUGGAAGCACGUUCUUGCAAGUGCAAGACCCAAGUCUGCAUAUCUAUAUGUCGCAGACUAUCAGGCGUGCUGUUUCGCACGAUCUUUUCGCGCUCGUUGGAGAUGGCAUCCACAAGAUUAAUCCUCGAAGUCGACGUGGAGCUGCAGUACGCGUGGACGGGGGGCAAGUGUACACGGUGCAUGGGAUUUGCCGAGGGGGAUUCGAGGUGCCGCUGCUCCUUGCCGUCACACAGAACAAACGCGAAGAAGAUUACGUCAUCAUCUUCAACAAGUUGAAAGCCGCGAUGGAAGAGGCGAUAGAGGGAUUGAGUCUGACGGAACCACGACUAAGAGUCGUCCUGGAUUUCGAACAGGCUGCGAUUAAUGCCGCAAGGAGAAUUUUUCCAAAUGCCUCCGUGGAGGGAUGCGCAUGGCAUCUAAGCCAGGCCUGGGUGAGGAGACGGAAUACCCUUGGAAUUCUUCGCUUCCUGAAAGGUUCUGAAAGAUGCGGAAGCGUUGUCCAAUGGUGGAGAACGUUGAAAGGGCUUCCAUUUCUCCCCACGGAAUACUUCCACCACGUCGAAGCGAUGAGGAGGCCACCCGUAGAGCGCGAACAUCCUGCGUACGGGCCGUGCAAGAAGUUUUCAAACUACUUGCGGAACACCUGGCUCGAGGGGCCAUUCAAGACAAUGUGGUGCAAGUAUAUGGUAGAUGUCCAGCGAACAACCAACACUGCCGAGAACUACCACGGAAGGCUCAGGAAAAUUCUCGGCAAGAAACAUCCACCCCUAGCGCAGCUGAUACUGGCCUUCCGCAGCUUUACACUAGUGGCAAAGGGGACUUUGGCAAGAAUGGAAUUGAGGAGGAGCGAGCCCAAGAUGCUUAGAAAAAGGGACAGGAUAAGAAGGGAGAAGGGUGAAGGCGCCAUGGCCUCAUUUGCGACACUUCGUUGUGAAAAUCUCCUCGAUACCGUCACGGUGGAGGAGUAUCUACGAAGAAUGUCCAAGUAUACAUCGGACAAGGCAAUCUAA
Molecule: messenger RNA, 1266 nt
Organism: Cylicocyclus nassatus
Lineage: Eukaryota; Metazoa; Nematoda; Chromadorea; Rhabditida; Strongylidae
Source: the annotation of a GenBank genome assembly